AUGAGCGUUGCUACUAGUGCUACUCAAUCAGAAAGAGAAUUCGCCUCCAACUAUCUCACUUUGCUCUCGGUUUCAGACUCAAAGAUCGUGAUACCUGCUGAUUACAGAAAGGACCUUAAGGACAUUUCAACAUUAGGAAUAAAACUUCCAAAACUUCCAGUCUCAAAGAAACAAGUCAAUGGUGAUUCUAAUGAUUCUGAUCAAAUAAUCGAUGUCACUUUCAAAUCCAUCAAACCUCCAAGAUUCAACACCUCUUUCAAGAGCUCUACAUCAAACACACUCUUUGAAGUCAAAACUUUACUAGUUAAAAAUGAAGGUAAUUUACAAGGAAUCACACAAUCUCAAAUCAAAUUAUUAGUGAAAGGUAAAGUUAUCCAAGACUCAGUGCUGUUAGGAUCAGUAGCUAAUUGUGAAGAACACGUUACAUUCACAGUGAUGAUCAAUAAAGAUAAAACAAGUGAUUCUACACCGGUUUCCACACCUGAACCUUCUACAAUUACACCAAUAACUAAAGAAAUCGAACUUCCAUGGGAUGAAAUUAAAGUAUUAUUACAAGAAAAGGGGAUUGAUGCAAGUUCUGCUAUAACUAGACUACAAAAAGGUUGGGAAUUAACAAAAUGA
Messenger RNA from Hansenula anomala, 621 nucleotides. RefSeq names its product Mdy2p (gene MDY2). Bases 1 to 621 code for a protein of 206 amino acids. The record is from RefSeq and is a predicted model, not a curated record. The transcript has a single exon. NCBI's taxonomy places the organism in Eukaryota, Fungi, Ascomycota, Saccharomycetes, Phaffomycetales, Wickerhamomycetaceae. Gene Ontology annotation, molecular function: protein binding.